AUUUUUAAAUUUCUGGUGAAAAAAACCCUAAACCCUAAUAUGAAUUUCUGGUGAUUUAAUUGUUUUUUAUCUCAAAAGAAAAAAAAAAUCUCGAUAAUAUGAAUCAGAACACUGUAAAUUCUCAAUUGUCUGUUAGAUUCCAACUUAAUUCAUCCAGAUGGUUUUGCAUUAUAAUAGUAUGUAGUGUUGUAUGUAAUCUGCUGCUUCUGCUAGAAUUUUGUUGAAUGGUUUAAUAAAAUGUCGGGGUCAAAGAGGCCUCCUCGAAGCAGUCAACCUUCGAUUGCGUAUAAAGCUAGGGAGGCAUCUUUUGAUCUUGGUGAUUCUGUUUUUGAAAGACAAGUACAUGCCUCGGCACACGCUGAUAAAAGAACGCAGAGUAAAGUAGAUGCUGAAGUAAAUACUCAUGAGAUUUUGAGCACAACUGAGCUCAUCUCUGCAGUUGGGCAAAUAUGGGAUCGUGUUAGUGAAAAAUCUAAUACUUGUAGUAGCGGCUCACAGAACAAUGUUGUCGUGGGUGAUCUGGCUGAAGAAGAUGUGCGUGUGUUAGGUUUAAAGAGAAAUGGUGGUACGUACUUUGAUGUUGAUGUCAAGACUGGGGGUAAUGUUACAAAUUUGUGGAGGCCAAAGUUGGAGUUUCUUACAAUAACUCAGAAGAUGUCGAAGUUUGGACCUUGCAGUAAAAACUUUGCUUGUCCAUUAUUCAAACAUGGAUGGAUGAAUGGGAUGCUUCGUCUUGAAUCUCCAUAUAGCGUUAAUGCCAGUAAGAUCGUUGAUGACAAGAAAACCGAUAAAAUGUACAAUUCAGUAAGUACAACGAGCCAGCGUGAAGGCUGUAUUCCUGGAGAUGCAACUGAUGCUGGAAAUAACAUUGAUUUGAAAAGUGAUGAUUUCAGUUCUGCUAUGUUCAAACCAAAAGAUGCAUCAUUGGAGGAUCUAAUGAAAAUGGGAAUGAAAACAGGAACAGUCGGUUCCCUCCACUUUGAUUAUUUUCGAGCUUACCGUGAUAGUAAUGUCAUUGGUAGUGCAUCAAAAGCAUCGAGGUCUAUUUCUUUUGUGGAUUAUUAUGUCAAAAUAUUAGUUCCACACACAAAUUCAAACGGAACAUUCCAAUGCAAUGCCGAUGAUAAUAUAAUGGAUAACAACAUAAGAAAACAACAUCAUGAGUAUGUUGCUGAGGACAAAAAUGUAAUUGAUAUUCGCUCUUCAGCAUGUGAAGGACCUUGUUAUGGAGUUGCUAAGCAGGAGCAUGCUUAUGCAGGUGCUUUUUCUGGUAUCUUUGUUAGCCUCUGUCUACAUCCUGUUGAUACAAUAAAGACAGUUUCUCAAUCUUAUCAUGCGGGGCAGAAAUCUGUCUGUGACAUUGGAAGGUCAAUUGUUUCGGAAAGAGGAGUAAAUGGGCUUUAUCGUGGAAUUUCAAGCAAUAUUGCAUCUUCAGCUCCUAUAUCUGCCAUUUACACUUUCACCUAUGAAUCAGUUAAAGGAUCCUUGCUUCCUCUUUUCUCUAAGGAGUAUCACUCUUUAGCCCAUUGCAUUGCAGGCGGGUCUGCAAGUGUUGCAACCUCUUUUGUUUUUACCCCCAGUGAGCGCAUAAAGCAGCAGAUGCAAAUUGGUUCACGCUAUCAUAAUUGCUGGAGUGCACUAAUUGGAAUAAUUGGCAGUGGUGGUUUACGAUCACUAUAUACCGGUUGGACAGCUGUACUCUGCCGAAAUGUUCCUCACUCAGUUAUUAAGUUUUACACAUAUGAAAGCUUGAAGCAAUUGAUAUUGCCAUCACAAAAGUCCACUGCUCAACCCAGCACAUUACAAACGCUAUUUUGUGGAGGAUUAGCAGGAUCCACUGCAGCUUUCUUCACAACUCCUUUUGAUGUGGUAAAGACAAGACUCCAGACACAGAUUCCUGGUUCUAUGAACCAGUAUGACAGUGUAUUUCACACCCUUAAGGAAAUAGGCAAGAAUGAAGGUUUGAAGGGUCUCUACAGGGGAUUAGUUCCGAGAUUGGUUAUGUAUAUGUCUCAAGGAGCACUCUUUUUUACAUCCUAUGAAUUCUUCAAAGGAUUAUUUUCGUUACGAGUUUCACAAUUUGCUGCUCAAAGAAUUCAGUUCAAAGAAGACGAUUCUACUCCAUUGUAAUUACCAUAAUAGUCAGCUUGGCAGGCUUUUUGAUUGCUGUAUAAUUGUUGAUGGUAUAUAGAUUAUUGCAUAAAUAAAUAGAUGACCCCAAAAAUGUGGGAUAGAAGCCAAAUGUUGUCAAUUCUUUUUGCCUUUUAGGCUACUCUUAAAGUUUGAGCAUUUCUCGAAUUGUAUUUUCAUGGUAAAUAAAAUUUGGAAUUUCUUAUUUA
Mercurialis annua (annual mercury) is the source of this 2339-nucleotide messenger RNA. RefSeq lists its product as uncharacterized. Gene Ontology annotation, biological process: transmembrane transport. The coding region runs from base 238 to 2130 and encodes 630 amino acids. Gene Ontology annotation, molecular function: S-adenosyl-L-methionine transmembrane transporter activity. The transcript is spliced from 9 exons. Gene Ontology annotation, cellular component: mitochondrial inner membrane. The record is from RefSeq and is a predicted model, not a curated record. Lineage: Eukaryota; Viridiplantae; Streptophyta; Magnoliopsida; Malpighiales; Euphorbiaceae.